UUUAAGAAGAUGACUUCUGCGGUUUUGAAAGCUUAUAAAUCAACUUUCUGAUUAGACAGCGCAGUCUGCAACAGCCAUGUUCUUCACAGAAGCUGAAUGUUUGUUCUGGGUUUUUGUUCUCUGUCUCUCAGGUGUUCAGGGACAAACAAACAGCAUCUGUGCCUUGAAAGGUUCAUCAGUAAAUCUGUCCUGCUCACAUCAACAUCCAACUUCAAGCAUGAACUGGUACAGUGUAUACAGGGGGGGCUUGAAGAUUGAGACCUCUGCAGAUGGAAAGUACAGCAUGUCAGCAGAUAGUAACUUGACUCUGACAGUCAACAAUCUAGCAGAGAAUGAUGCAAACAUUUACUGCUGCAGAGAACCUGCUGACAAAUCAGACUGUGGCCAAAGGGGAAUUUCUCUCAGUGUUGCAGAGCUGCAGGUAAAGGUGAUUCCUGCCACAGAGGGACAGACAGUAACACUGAUGUGCAGCAGCAGCUGUCCUCUGACUGAAAAGCCUGCAGCCUACAUCUGGUACAAGAACAGAGAGUUUCUCUAUGAGGACUGGUCUCCCUGGUACCAAGAGCUGCUCAGCAGUGAGGAAGCAGUCACAUACUCCUGUGCUGUCAAAGGCUACGAGGAUCUCAGAGCCCCUGAAGUCUCUGUGGAUUCCAUCACAUCAACAUGCUUCAAUGUGACUUACACUAAAAGCGAAAUGUGUCCUUAUCAGCAGGGAUCAGAACAUGAGCCUUGUUCCAUCACAUUUCCCAGAGUGGUACAUGUUGUAAGGACACCUGGGAACACACUGACCUGUAGCACCUCAUGUCCUCUGAUCGACCCUCAAACUGUCUAUGUGUGGUAUGAAAAUGGAAAACUUUAUAGGGAAAAUGUAACGAGCAUUUCAACUCCAAGUUCUUUGAAAAACAACUUUUACUGUGUAAUUAAAGGUCACGAGCAUCUUCAAUCUGAUGAAGUCUGUGUUCAGGAUAAAAACUGCUGGAGAGUGAAUUAUGUCAGCAGGAGAAUCUGUGCUCUGGAAGGAUCUUCAGUCAACAUUAUUAGUAAAUACUCACAUCCUGAUGACAUGAAACCGGAGUUUAAAUUAUGGAUUAAAAAAUGGAGAACAGGUGAUAAGGAACUUGAAAAACCGAUUGAGCCUUCAGGUCGUGUGGAGUAUCACGACAACGUGAAGAACCAACACAUCCUGACCAUCAAAAACCUGACGAAGAAUGACUCAGGAGAAUAUACAUUCAUCCUGAAACAACAUGAUAAAGAACUGAAACUGCCUGGAGUCUUUUUGAUUGUCACAGAGCUGAGAGUGAAGAUGAGUCCUUCUGCAGUGGUGACAGAGGGUCAGAGAGUCACACUGACCUGCAGUACCAGCUGUCCUCUGACUGACAACACAAACUACAUUUGGUACUUGAACAGUCGACCUCUGAACAUGACAGAGACACACAACAAACAUCUGAUCCUAGACGCAGUCAGCAGGGAGAAUAUAAGAAAUUAUUCCUGUGGUGUUAAAACCAACAAGGAUAGCACCACAGCUCAAUGGCUACCAGCAGCUGCAGGAGGUUUUGCAGCUCUCCUGUUAAUAAUAAUAAUACUUCUCACUGUGUUCUGCUGCCGGAGAAAAAAGAAGGCUUCCAGUCAUUCUCCAAAGAGUGAAAUAUCAGACAACAAACAGCAGGUCAACCAUAAUCCCAUAUAUGAAAACUUCUCAGCUCACUACAGCAGAAUGCCUGUCAAUACACACCAACAAGCUCAUCUCUAUUCCAGUGAAGGUGAACUUGACUCCAAUCAAGGUGACCUCAACUGCAAUGAAGGUGACCUCUACUCCAGUGAAGGCGAAGUCUAUCCCAAUCAAGCUGAACUCUAUUCCAAUACAGCUGAUCUAUACUCUAACAUCCAAUAUUGAGUCACUGCCUUUUAAACAGAAAAAAUCUCAAAAAAGCACCACAGCUGUUGUGUACAGAGUGUAAAACAAUCACACUCUAAAAUGGCACAUAGAAUACAGUAGAAAUGAGUAAAAAGUAGAAAUGCUUGUGGUUUUCAAUUUAAAGAUGUUUGAUGAUGAAAUGCAUGUGUUGCGUGCAAAGUAUAAGACAAUGUAAAAAUAUUAUUUCUAACUUUGUAUAACAUGCAAACUGUCCUACUUGUGAGCUUUGUGUUGUUGCUUUCUGCGUGGUUUAGAGCUUUCAAACUGAACAGUUAAAACUUUAAGUCAUCAUUUCUUUUUUUUCCUGAACCACAAAUGAACCACUAACGGCUUAACAUAAAUCAAUAACCUUUACAUCUGUGAGUGUGGUUGCAAAGUGCUAAAGUCUGGCACUUUCUAGCCACACCCAGCACCCACAUUCAACCAGAGGCAAAAAAAAGUAGCUUCACAGAAAACUAAAGUCUACAUCUCUACAGCUGUUCAUGCUGCACGUUGAACUUGUGGAACAGUUUUACCACCUCCACAGCUCUCUGCUCAACAAUGACUAUUUAAUGCAUUCAAAUACAACUACAAGGAGCAGAGUUGAUACUUACAGUAAAUCUAAUGAAAUCAUCAUUAUUAUAUGGGAAGUGACUGAAUGUAGUUUAAUAUGUUUUCAUGGUACAACAUAGCAUGCAAGAAUACUAAAGAUUUAAAGAAAGAGGAAGGAUGUUUGGUUUUAGUGUCCAAGCUGCACAACCAGUAAAUGUGAAACAUUCAUGUUAUCUAUCUCAUCCCUCAGUCUGACAAAGAGUACUUCUUAGUUUGAAUGGUGAGUGACUUUGUCUCUUGUGUUUUGUGCACUUACUGUCAUCUUUACACUUAAAG
Oreochromis niloticus (Nile tilapia) is the source of this 2782-nucleotide messenger RNA. RefSeq lists its product as uncharacterized. The transcript is spliced from 9 exons. NCBI's taxonomy places the organism in Eukaryota, Metazoa, Chordata, Actinopteri, Cichliformes, Cichlidae. The record is from RefSeq and is a predicted model, not a curated record. Bases 77 to 1894 code for a protein of 605 amino acids.